This is a messenger RNA of Cannabis sativa, 921 nucleotides long. RefSeq lists its product as uncharacterized. Bases 1 to 921 code for a protein of 306 amino acids. Gene Ontology annotation, molecular function: zinc ion binding; nucleic acid binding. The record is from RefSeq and is a predicted model, not a curated record. NCBI's taxonomy places the organism in Eukaryota, Viridiplantae, Streptophyta, Magnoliopsida, Rosales, Cannabaceae. The transcript has a single exon.
AUGAACACCCUUCUCGAAGCCUUAAGAGCAGUUCCCGCUCAACAGAUGGAUCCUGACGCUCGACAGAGUCAUCAUUUUCAAAUCUUUCAUCGGAUCCAAGUGCCUGAGUUUGAGGGUGGACAAGAUCCCAUGGUAGCUGAAAGGUGGUUGAGGCAGAUAAUGAAAAAUUUCAACACAAUAGGAACACCUGAGGAAUAUCAAGUUACUUUUGCUGUGCCCAAGUUAGAGGGUGGUGCAGUAGAUUGGUGGGAGACCUUGUCCAGGACAAUGGAAACUGAUGGGAUGACUUGGCGAGAAUUUGAGGAAGUUUUCAGGGAACAAUAUUUUAGUCCAUCUCACAGGAGGGCUCUGAUUGGAGUAUUUGAUGGUCUAAGACAAGGGGAUAUAUCAGUGAAUGAAUUUUACAUGAUGUUUGUAGAGCUAUCCUCUUAUGCAUAUCCUGGUGUUGUUGACCAACCCUUGGUGAUUGAACAAUUCAUGCGUCGUUUGAGGCCUGUGAUACGUGGUCCAAUAACCCUUUUGACCUUUAACAACCUGACUGAGUGUGUGACAGCAGCCUUGCGAACUGAGGCUCAUGUAGAAGGGAAUGAGAAGAAGAACACAAGCAGAGGAAGAGGAAAUGACCGAAAGAUGACCAAGAAGAAUCAAGGACAGUGGUCCCAAGGCCAACAAUUUAGUGGGGGUAGCAAUAGUAGUGGUUCAUCUGGAAAGACUCAAAGUGGACCAUACGGGUGUUUCAGUUGUGGUCAACAAGGUCAUAAGAAGAAAGAUUGCCCACAACGACAACAAAGAUUUCAAACAUCUCAUGGAGGACCCAUAGGGAGCUAUGUAGAGUUUACUCCUUUUCAUGGACAGCCUAGGACAAACCAGUCCCAGUCUUCAUCCUAUGGUUUCACACCCCAAUCGGGCCAGCAGUCUUAG